AAAGAUACAAGUGUCGCCAUUUUGUUUGCUGUUAGUCCUUGUUUCUGUGAAGUGUAAAGUGUAUUUGUUUGUGUAAUCUUCGUUGUGACGUAGUGUUACAAGAAGAUUGUUGGUUGACUAAAUUUUGAUUGAUAAAUGAAAUUCUAUGUUGGAUGCAGAAACAUAAAAGUGGUGAUUGUCAUCCUGUAGUGCUUUACUAGAUUGGAACUGUCCAUUUUCAACAUGAAUUCUAUCCAAAAAGAUCAACCAGAUCCUGAUGCCAUCAAAAUGUUUGUGGGACAAAUUCCGCGUAACUGGGACGAAGCCGAGCUACGAAAGCUUUUUGAUGAAUUUGGACCUGUCCAUCAAAUAAAUGUAUUAAGGGAUAAAAUGACUGGGCAAAGCAGGGGUUGUUGUUUUGUUACUUUUUAUAAUCGUAAAUCAGCAGUAGAAGCACAAAACGCUUUACAUAACAUUAAAACUUUACCAGGGAUGCAUCAUCCAAUUCAAAUGAAACCUGCAGAUAGUGAAAAUAGAAAUGAAAGGAAAUUAUUUGUUGGCAUGUUAUCUAAAAAGUGUUCUGAAAAUGAUGUCAGAGUCAUGUUUUCUUCAUUUGGCCAGAUUGAAGAAUGUACGGUUUUAAGAGAUAUUAAUGGACAAAGUAGGGGAUGUGCUUUUAUUACAUAUGCUUCUCGUCAGUGUGCAAUCAAUGCCAUAAAAGCUAUGAAUCAUUCACAGACUAUGGAUGGUUGUAGUAGCCCCCUUGUAGUGAAAUUUGCAGAUACUCAAAAAGAUAAAGAUUUGAAGCGACAGCAACAAAUGAUGUCUAACAUUUGGAACAUGAGUAAUUUUAGCAACUUAGGUCUUAAUUCUCAGUAUAUUGCUGCACAAACGCAAGCUGGUAGCUAUGGAAAUUUUACUAGUCUACCUCAACUUACUGGAGGAAUAAAUUCUUUGAAUAUGCAGCAACUUGCAGCUCUUGCAGCCGCCCAAUCGCCUAAUAAUGCCAAUUCUGGGCUCAAUGCAUUAGGUUUACAGGGCAUUGGUGGAGGUGGUGGACUAACACUAAACUCAGGAAAUCACACACCAGAUGUGAAUGCUGCAAACAUUCAAAGUUUGGCUGCUUUGGCUAGUUUGACAUCAAAUAGCCCAGUUGGCAUCAACUCUAUGAUGAUGCAAAAUUUGACGGCCUUAGCAGCUGCCAGUAGUAGUGGAGGUUCAGCUGGAAUUCAUGGUCUGACUGCUACAGGUAAUAUGUCUGGUAGCACCUCUAGUGCCAGUUCACCUAUGAGUGGUGUUGGUUCUGUUAGCCCUGUUACCAGUAUGGCUUUAGGUUUAAAUAAUACAUCGAUUUCAAACAUGGGAACAUUCACGGGAGUAAAUGGGAUUGGAAACAUGACAAAUUUAGGGGCAAAUGGAUCUAACCUUGAUGCUCUUACCCAGGCUUAUAGUGGCAUUCAAGGAAUUCAGCCAUUCACAAAUACAUUCCCUCCUGUUGGUCUCCAGCAACCUCAAAGUUCUCCUGGAAAACAACUGGAAGGGCCAGAAGGAUCUAACCUAUUUAUAUAUCAUUUGCCACAAGAGUUUACAGAUUCUGACUUAGCACAGACAUUUUCUCCUUUUGGAAACGUCAUUUCUGCUAAAGUGUUCAUUGAUAAACAGACUAACCUUAGCAAAUGCUUUGGUUUUGUGAGCUAUGAUAACCCAAGCAAUGCCCAGGCUGCCAUCCAGUCUAUGAAUGGGUUUCAAAUUGGUAUGAAACGAUUAAAAGUGCAACUGAAACGUUCAAAGGACGCUAGCAAGCCAUACUGAAUGUUGAUCAAUUACCGAGCUUGCAUGCAGAUUUCCUACUGCAAAUGUGUGUGUAUAUUCGAAGAUUUUUAUCCUGUCAUUACUCUUUGUUUAAAUAUAUGUUACAAAGUAUAUAUUUCUGUUAAGAAAGUAUAUUAAUAUUAUCCUGAAGCAUCCAUGAAGAGGUUAAAAGCAUACUCAUACAGCAUCUUUUGUGAAUACUAUGUGGAUAUGUAUUUCUGUUAGUAUUGUUGUACAACAUCAUAUCAAAGUCUGUUUUAUCCUGGUGAAGUAGAAUUUGUAUAUUAUUAUUAUUAUUAUUAUUAUUAUUAUUAUUAUUAUUAUUAUUAUUCCUCCCUUAUGAAUGAAAUUAUAAAUGCAUGUUUUUUAAAAGUUGAGAAUGAUAUAAAAUGAAUUUUGUUUUUCGUGCCGUCAGUUAUUGUAAAAAAAAGUAAAUAUUUUUUGUUUUUAUAGUGUUUUAUGAUGGUUGUGAAACAGCCACGAAAAAUAUAUGUAGUAUAUAUAAAGAUAUAUAUAUAUAUAUAUUUAAUAUAUUUUUAAACUGAUGAUGAUGAAAUUUUUGCUUGUUUUUCUUUGUUAAACAGGGAGGGAAUUUUUAUAAUAGAAUUUUAUCUUGCAUAAUUUUUGUUUCAAGUAGUAGUGUUUAUGGUUGUGAAACAGGUUCCAUGGAAGCAGUACACCUGUAGUGUAGUUUUAUAAGAGACAGAAACUCUUUGGAAAAUUGACAAAGUGCCUCGCUUCUCUUGAAGGUUGCUUCCUCAAAAGAAAACUAGCAUUUACGUGGGAACGCCCAAUUUUUUGUUUUUCACCAUUUCUCACUUGUUAUUUCCCCCUCACUCCCGCAGACAGAUUUUUCUAUCCAAAUCAUGGAUGCUUCCAGGGCUAAUAAUAGGUUCACUUAUAUUGCAUUUUGUUUCAUAGUCUUGUAAAUUUUUUUGUGAGUAUAAAAAAUAAUAAGUUUAGUAUAUGUAUGUUGUAUGGUAUGUUCGGUUGCUUUGUUAAUUUGUGUGCAGUAUUAUUUUAUUUUUAUUGUAGUCUCAUCAAUACUGUUAAUUUUUUUAACUGCACCGAAGUGUGGUGUGUCUUUUUUGAAAAAGCAUUUUUUCGGGAAUUAUUGGUACAUGUAAAAGAGACUUAGUUUUAGCACACAUAUAUCAUUGUUUUGUUUUUACUUGAUAUAUAAACAAUUUGUAUUCAAUCUCGUCCAAUUGUACAGUUUCUAAAUCGUGCAAAGUAUAUUAAAAUAAAAUAGGAUUGACUGCUCACCGCUAAAUCCGACCAAGAUGCGAUCUCUCGGUAUCAGAUGCAAUUUUAAUCUGUGAGGAAGUUGUUGUGAACUGUCUCUCCUUUAUCUGUGUAGAAUUAUAUCAUUUUUUGAAAAAGUGGUUUAUAGAUAUAACUCUUAUUGUAACCCAGUAUUAUAAGACUGCUCUGCAUGGGCUGAGUGUUUUAAAUAAAAUGUAAAAAUAAUUGUGGACUUAUUCUAGUCCAAGUUUGUCAUCUGAUCUGUGUGUUUCCUGGAAAGGAACCAAAGAAAAACAAUUUGUAAAGCAUGUAUUUACUAAUAUAUCUGCCUUAAUCUUGUUUGGCACUAAAAGAAAUUUAUGUACCAGACAACAAAAAACUUAUAUAUGUCUAUUUACUGGUGUAACAAAAACAUAGUGAUUUAAAGAAAAUUUGUCUAUAUGUAGUAAUGUGGCUAAAUGUCUUGUCAUACAGCACAUAUUUUGCAUGGAACCUAUGCUCACUGUCAAACUGUCCUUAUCUGGUGUCUUUGUCUGCUGCUUUGUGCACGAUCUGUGUGUAACUGUCUGUCCUGUGACUUGCAUCAGAGCUCAUAUUUUACAUCACUCUGUGAUUCGUGAUAACUGCUGCCCAACUACAAAAUGUGGGUGCCAAACGAUUAUUAAAAUAAAUGAAAACGAAUAAACAUAUGCAAUGAUUCUUAGCAAAAAAAUAUGGAAUGAUUGAAAAAAUGUUUAUUUUGUCAAAAAAAAAAAAAUUGAAAAAGCAGACUUUAAAAAUGAAAUUGUGUUUGAUGAGUUUUUCAGUGCAUUGUAGCUGUAGAUUAAGUUAUUAUUGAAUUUUGUUUAUAAAAGCAUUUAAAAUCUUUGUUUUGCUGUUUGUUGUUAUGAAAUUUUAACUGUUGUGUCAUAAUAGUGUAAAAAAAACGGGUUUGCAGUACAGAAUUUACUAAUAUGCUGUUGUGUAGCGUUGCUGUCCACUGUGUUUCUUGUGACUUGUGGUCACAAUUCAGUGCAAGUGAACACCUUUUGUACACAUAUAGUAUACUUUUUUAAAAAUUCACAGAAAUUCGUGAUUUUUACUUAAUGAUUUGCUGUUCAUUCUUUUACUUGAUGAUAAUUUGUUGUUGAUUUUAAAAGAUAUAUAUAUUUUGGUCAUUUAAAUAGCUCUGUGAUAAGUGAGAGGUGAAGUACUUACUCUUUGAAAUCUAAGUUUGAGAUUUUUUUAGUAAGUCCGUUUUCUGUCAAAUUCAUGAAAAUGUCUUUGAUGAGCAGUCUUGCAUCAUUUUGUCUGGGUUGUAAAAUUUAUAUACAGAUUGUUUAAUUUCGAUUUUAUUAUUGGGUUUUGAAGAAGAUGGGCUUCUUGAAGGAGAUCAUAUGGAGCUGCAGAAGGAUUGCUGUCCACAUGUGGCUUUUGAGAACAUAUCGUCAACAGUAUCCAAAUUGCUGCAGCUAUUACCUAUUAGAUUAUAGGAAAAGAUGAUAAAAAAAAUUUUUGUUAACUAAAAUUUUUUAUAAUCUUUUGUUAAAAGAGAAUGAUUUAACAAAUUACGCUAUGGAGUUUGGGAAAUUUUCAUUAAUAAAACAAAUAAGUAGUUUCUUU
Argiope bruennichi is the source of this 4638-nucleotide messenger RNA. RefSeq names its product CUGBP Elav-like family member 2. Gene Ontology annotation, cellular component: ribonucleoprotein complex; nucleus; cytoplasm. NCBI's taxonomy places the organism in Eukaryota, Metazoa, Arthropoda, Arachnida, Araneae, Araneidae. Gene Ontology annotation, biological process: regulation of alternative mRNA splicing, via spliceosome; mRNA splice site recognition. Bases 223 to 1791 code for a protein of 522 amino acids. The record is from RefSeq and is a predicted model, not a curated record. The transcript has 19 exons. Gene Ontology annotation, molecular function: mRNA 3'-UTR binding.